This is a messenger RNA of Vittaforma corneae ATCC 50505, 570 nucleotides long. RefSeq names its product small GTP-binding protein domain protein. The transcript has a single exon. The record is from RefSeq and is a predicted model, not a curated record. The coding region runs from base 1 to 570 and encodes 189 amino acids. Gene Ontology annotation, molecular function: GTPase activity; GTP binding. NCBI's taxonomy places the organism in Eukaryota, Fungi, Microsporidia, Nosematidae.
AUGAAGACAUUUACGUACAAAAUGGUUGUGCUGGGCCAUUACUCUGUUGGAAAAUCAUCAAUUGUGUUGAACUUUGUCAAGGGAGAAUUCAACCCGCGAGAAGAAAGCACAAUUGGCGCAUCGUUUCUGACAAAGACGAUCUUUCAGAAUAGAUGUGCCGUAAAAUACGAAAUCUGGGACACUGCAGGACAGGAAAGGUACUACUCUUUAAUUCCAAUGUACUACCGUGGUGCCCAGGUUGCUUUGAUCGUCUAUGAUAUUACCUCACAAGAAUCAUUUGAAAGUGCCAAAAGAUGGGUUGAGGAAUUAAAAUACGACAAGCCCCAGGAAUUCUUGAAAGUAUUGGUGGCUAAUAAAAUGGAUCUGAGAGAGAGUGCCAUGCUAGACCCCGAAGUUGGGAGAGCCUAUGCUGAAAACGAAGGCUUAAUGUUCUACGAGACUAGUGCUAAAACAGGACAUAACAUUCAAAAAAUGUUUUCGGAUAUUGCCGAGGCGCUUCCAAAGGACAUACGGAAAACGGUUGAUGGCGUAAGAUUGAGAAAACCCAGAAAGAACACUUUUUGUUGCUGA